This is a messenger RNA of Colletotrichum siamense, 762 nucleotides long. RefSeq lists its product as uncharacterized. Lineage: Eukaryota; Fungi; Ascomycota; Sordariomycetes; Glomerellales; Glomerellaceae. Bases 1 to 762 code for a protein of 253 amino acids. The record is from RefSeq and is a predicted model, not a curated record. The transcript is spliced from 2 exons.
AUGUCUCUCACCGCCACAACGACAACGACCAGCAACGCGACAACAACACCCACCUCGAUCUCACUGCUCACAAUCACCACGCCAUGGGUGGAGCCGUCAGACUGCGCGUCCCAGUGGACGACCAGCACCGUGUCCUAUGAAAUGUACGGGGGCACCACCGUCACACAAGAGUACACCAUUUCCAGCCCCGCGGCGACAUGCUAUCCUUCUGGGUGGGACAGCUUUGCCCCGGAGCACCGUCUCAGGUUUAGACCGGGCGUAUGUCCCGACGGAUGGGUUUACAACGACAUGGCCGAGCCUAUAACCCGAGUGGUCUCGACGGCUCAUUGCUGCCAGAGCGGCUUCGAUCGCUUGGGGACCCAAACUUUGAGAAGCCUCUCAACGUUGGCUCCCCUAUGUGCAAAAUCAGAGUGGACAACCGCAGGCACGAGGUCGGGACCAAGAACCUUGGUGCACGAUGCCUGGAUCGUGACCUGGGCCAAAUCUGACACGGCGACGUUGACGCCCAAGCUGCCGACGCUGACCAGCGGCAUGAGGGUGCACACGUGGACGCCCGGUGAGAAAACUCCCAAAGGCCGAGACGACGCGAACAAGGUGGACAACGGCGUCCAGUACAUGCGCCAGGGUGUGCUGUGGUUCUUGAUGGUUGGAAUGCCCAUCAUCGGGGCUCUCAUGAUCAGCUCGUGUGUGUGGUGCUGUGUGCGGAAGUGCAAGAAGAACAGGCGGGAGACGAGGGCCAUCAAGGCCGCAGCAGCAACAUAG